Caenorhabditis sp. 36 PRJEB53466 is the source of this 1286-nucleotide messenger RNA. The record is from the annotation of a GenBank genome assembly. Lineage: Eukaryota; Metazoa; Nematoda; Chromadorea; Rhabditida; Rhabditidae.
AUGCUGCCACGUCAUGUCAAGGAGGACGUCGAACCGAUUCAUUUGUUAGGAUUUAACAUUGCCAGGAAGUAAGUGCGUUAGAAAUGUCAUAGAAAUUAUCAGUUGAAUUCAGACCAAGAUGGCUGCAGUUCGUCCUGCUUUCCGGAGCCAUUUUUGUUUUGUAUGUAGGAUACGGGUAUAUGCAGGUACAUAAAAGUAUUGAUAAAAAUUGUUUCAACGAUAAAGGAUUCAGGAAUUGAUAUUCAAAUUGCCGGGAAUGAAGCCGUUCGGCUGGACGCUCACUCUCAUUCAAUUCCUGAUUUAUAGUGGAUGCGGGUACACAGAAGGCGUCAUUUGGCACAAUACGAGAAGAAUGUAAUUGAGAAAUCAUAAAAAGACCAUUUGAAGUUUCGUUCAGGAUUCCAUGGCGAAUCUAUGGAGUCAUCGCCUUCUUCACAGUCGCCACAAUGGGAUUAUCAAACGCUUCGGUCGGCUAUCUGAACUAUCCAACGCAAGUGAUUUUCAAGUGCUGCAAACUGAUUCCAGUGCUCAUCGGAGGCAUUUUGAUCCAAGGAAAACGUUACGGUUGGAUCGAUAUUAGUGCGGCGAUUCUGAUGAGUUUGGGUGAGAUUUGGAGCAGCUCGUUGCGGCAAGAAAGUUCGUUGUUUAGGAAUCAUCAUGUUCACUUUGGCCGACAACAAAGUCGCUCCCAACUUCGACUCGCGAGGAUACAUAAUGAUCUGCGGAGCACUGCUCGCCGACGCCGUCAUUGGAAAUAUUCAAGAGAAGAAUAUGAAGAAGUACGGCGGAUCGAGCAACGAAGUGGUGAGCUUUCAGCCUCUUUUCACUCGAAUUCCCGUCAAGUGCCAUUCUAGGUCUUGUACUCGUACGGCCUCGGAUCAACUUUCAUCUUUGCCUACGUCGUUCUCUCCGGAGAGAUCUUCAGCGCUGUUCCGUUCUUCAUGCAGAACUCGUGGAAAACAUUUGGAUACGCACUGAUCUUCUCGUUCCUCGGAUACCUCGGAGUCAACGUCGUGCUCACUCACAUCAAAGUGUUCGGAGCUCUCGUCGCCGUGACUGUGACGACUCUCCGGAAGGCGCUCACCAUCAUUCUCUCCUUUCUGCUCUUCUCGAAACCGUUCACAAUCGAGUAUUUGUACGCGGGAGCAGUCGUUAUGCUGGCCAUUUAUCUGAAUCUGUACAGCAAGAACAAAGCCUCGUGGGAUACGAUCAUUCGGAAGUUCGUGGCAAGGGCCAUGGGGUAUCGGACAGGAUCAGUGAUUCGAAAGGAUGCGAUGAUGGUUUAG